This is a messenger RNA of Tupaia belangeri chinensis (Chinese tree shrew), 905 nucleotides long. RefSeq names its product olfactory receptor 2AE1-like. Gene Ontology annotation, biological process: G protein-coupled receptor signaling pathway. The record is from RefSeq and is a predicted model, not a curated record. Lineage: Eukaryota; Metazoa; Chordata; Mammalia; Scandentia; Tupaiidae. Gene Ontology annotation, cellular component: membrane. Gene Ontology annotation, molecular function: G protein-coupled receptor activity. Bases 42 to 905 code for a protein of 287 amino acids. The transcript is spliced from 5 exons.
CAUCUCCACUUCCUGUUUCCUCAGGGACUGAAAAAAGGAAGAUGUGGCAGAGGAAUCAGACCUCCCUGGCAGACUUCAUCCUUGAGGGCCUCUUUGAUGACUCCCUCACCCACCUUUUUCUUUUCUCCUUGAUCAUGGUGGUCUUCCUCAUUGCAGUGAGUGGCAACACUGUCACCAUUUUCCUCAUCUAUGCUGACCCCCGGCUUCAUAGACCAAUGUACUUCCUGCUCAGCCAUCUUUCCCUCAUGGAUCUGAUAUACGUCUUCACAAUCAUCCCCCAGAUGGCUACCAACUACCUGUCUGGAAAGAAGUCCAUCUCCUUUGUGGGCUGUGCCACCCAGCACUUUCACUUUGUCUAUUUGUCUGUGGGUGGUGCUGAAUGUCUCCUUCUGGCUUUUAUGUCCUAUGACCGUUACGUUGCCAUCUGUCACCCGCUGCGUUAUUCUGUGCUCAUGAACAGAAAGGUGGGGCUGAUGAUGGCCAUCAUGUCGUGGUUGGGAGCGGCCGUGAACUCCCUAAUUCACACGAUGAUCCUGAUGCACUUUCCUUUCUGUGGGCCUCGGACAAUUCACCACUUUUUUUGUGAGUUUCCAGCUAUUAUGUUUGGAAUUUGUCCGUUGGUGUGUGGUGAUAUCACUAUUUAUGAGACCACCGUGUACAUCAGCAGCAUUCUACUAGUCCUCCUCCCCAUCUUCCUGGUUUCGACAUCCUAUACCUUCAUCCUGCACAGCUUGCCCCUCUCCUCUACACUUACUACUCUGAGGAAUAAGGAUGUAGCUAAGGCUCUGAGGAAGUUAUGGUGGGUGACAGGGAAGAUUCUUGGGAGACCUGGGGGCACAGGGAAAGCAGCCACGGUGCAGCUUACACACAUCGUGGCUGGUCUGCUGACUCACCUCAUCAUGUAA